This is a messenger RNA of Parastagonospora nodorum SN15, 912 nucleotides long. RefSeq lists its product as hypothetical. Lineage: Eukaryota; Fungi; Ascomycota; Dothideomycetes; Pleosporales; Phaeosphaeriaceae. The coding region runs from base 1 to 912 and encodes 303 amino acids. The record is from RefSeq and is a predicted model, not a curated record. The transcript has a single exon.
AUGGAGACACUCGACCUGCCACCGGCCGCCUUCUUCAAUCGCCAUCCCAAUUCGCCGCCAAUGACACCUGCUGGCGCUCGUUCGCAGAUCCGCUCUGCGCCCACGACGAGACACACAUCUCCUAUCUCCAAGCGCAUGGGCAUGUCGCACUUGGCUCAGACGCCACCACUGGAAUACAUUGAACCGACUGGACAUGGUCACCAGUUCAGGUUCACGCGACCACAGUCGCUCAACCUCUCCUCACGGCCGUCCAGCAUAUCAGGGCGGGUCCAGCCAACCACACCGCAAGACUCGGAAAGUGAGUUCGCCUCUGAUGAGGACAGUGAGGUAGAGGAGAUACGUCCGAUGCGACGUACGGAGAAAGCAUACUUUGUCCUCGAAGAGCUAGAGAGCGACCCUGGCUACGACAGCGACAUAGAGAUCGUCAGGCCGGACCACUUCGAAGAUGCGAAAAGCGAGAUUGGCUCUAAAGGAAAGAAUGAAGUGUACGAAAGACUUAAAGAGCUGGAUCUCGACCAGGACUCCUCGGAUGAAGAAGAGCAAGAGCGAAGAUAUCGACAAAAGAAAAAGCGAUGGAGCGCCGGCGUCUUCAAGCGUAGCCAUAGUCAGAGUGUCGAGGGCGAUAGCAGCUACUCGGACAACGACCCAGCCGACGACAACAACAUUCAGGCGCGCCGUCUGCGCCGUCGGGUCCGGGGGGCCUUCGACAGGAGGGGGUCGCUCAUCUUCCAGGAUCCUGGGUACUCAAACACCAACAACAUUCUGGAGGUCGAUGAGCCCAUUGAGGGGAUGGUUCCGCAUACCAGAGGGCCACCGUCGAUCCCCAGCGACGAUGCUUUCACACUGGAUGAGAUGCCGUUCUGGAAACACGGCGAGAUUAUGGAUUUCUCUGUCUUCGAGUCCGAUUUCUAA